Molecule: messenger RNA, 1821 nt
Organism: Salpingoeca rosetta
Lineage: Eukaryota; Choanoflagellata; Craspedida; Salpingoecidae
Product: saccharopine dehydrogenase
Exons: 12
Coding region: 246-1604 (452 amino acids)
Cellular component (GO): cytoplasm
Molecular function (GO): saccharopine dehydrogenase activity
Source: RefSeq, a predicted model, not a curated record
UGACGAUUCAGUGUGAAAACACACAACCCGCACGCACACAAAAGCGCAGAAACAGUUACGAAAGUGCCACUGCAACACCCACAACACCACACACGAACACGUGUUUCACCUGCCACAACACAGACAGAGAGCGUUGCUCCAUCCUUCCUUGUGGUUCAUUUCCACACUGCACCGCCCAGCCGUGAUCCACAAAGCCCCAGCCACCAAGCAGGCCGUUCUUCCUUCGACACUCAUCAUCAACCACCAUGCCCAAGAUCUUGCUGCUUGGCGCCGGGUUUGUCGCGGGCCCCUGCCUCGACUACCUGCUCCGCCGCGAUGACAACACCAUCACCGUCGCCUGUCGCACGCUAGAGAGGGCGCAGGAGCUUGCCGGCGACCGCCAGCGCACCGCCGCCAUUUCGCUCAACGUCAAGGACUCCGAGGCACUCGUCGCAGAGGUCCAGAAGCACGACAUUGUCAUCAGCCUCAUCCCGUACACGUACCAUCCGCUGGUGAUUGAGGCCGCCAUCAAGGUCAAGAAGCACUUUGUCUCCACCAGCUACGUCUCCCCCAAGAUGGCCUCCUUCGACCAGGCCGCCAAGGAUGCGGGUAUCACGGUGAUGAACGAGAUUGGUGUCGACCCAGGCAUCGACCACCUCUACGCCAAGAAGAUCAUCGACGAGGCACACGAGGAGGGCUCAAAGGUGCUUGAGUUUACGUCCUACUGCGGAGGGCUGCCUGCACCGGAGGCGAGCAACAACCCGCUCGGGUACAAGUUCAGCUGGAGCGCACGCGGCGUCCUCCUGGCUGCCGGCAACAGCUGCAAGUACUUUGAGCACGGCAAGAAGGUUGAGAUUGAGGCGCCGUAUGUGCUGAGCAAGGGCGUGCGCAACAUCAACAUCUACCCGGCCUUUGCCUUUGAGGGCUACCCAAACCGCGACAGCACCCCAUAUGAGGAGCGGUACAACAUCCCGGAGUGCCUGACCAUUCUCCGCGGCACGCUGCGCUACAAGGGCACGCCGCUGCUGGUACAGAGCCUCGCCCUCGUCGGCUUCCUCAACGACCACCCGCAGGACUACCUGCAGCCUACUGCCCCAGACAUGGCGUGGAAGGACGUCCUCGCCAAGAUGCUCGGUUGCACAAACGACGAAGCGUCGCUGGCCAAGGCUGCUGCCGAGCGGGCGGGCAUCCGGGACCACCCCGAGGAGCGCCGUAUCAUCUCCGCCAUGAAAUGGCUGGGCCUGUUCAGCGACGAUGUGUGUCCAAAGAAGGUGUCGCUGCUUGACUCGCUGGCGCACACGCUCGCAGACAAGUGCGCGUACCAGCCCGGGGAGCGCGACAUGAUCAUGAUGCAGCACAAGUUCCGCAUCCAGAAGAAGACCGGCGACGAGUACGUUGUUGCAAGCACGAUGCUUGAGUAUGGCAUUCCGUUUGGCGCAACGGCCAUGGCCCGCACUGUUGGCAUCCCCUGCGGCAUUGCUGUCCAGCUCAUCCUUGACGGCAAGAUCACGCGCAAGGGCGUGUUUGCGCCGAUGACCAAGGACAUUUACCAGCCGCUCAUUGCCGAGCUGGAGAAGGAAGGCAUCGGCUGCAAGGAGGAGUACCUCGACGAGUGGACACACUGACGUGCUGCAACUGUGCUUGUUUCUUGUUUGUGCGCGCAACUGUGUGCAGCUGUGUUUGUGCACGCCUGCAGUUGUGUUUGCACCUGUGUACGUGUGCGUGUGUGUGUGCGUGUGGCUACAACACUGCACAGCACAGGCACCCACCCUCCCCCCUUGACAUGCAUGCCCUUCUUUCUUUGUCGUUGCGUUGGUCUCUCAAUACAUAGCUCCAUCCACC